Molecule: messenger RNA, 6641 nt
Organism: Meriones unguiculatus (Mongolian gerbil)
Lineage: Eukaryota; Metazoa; Chordata; Mammalia; Rodentia; Muridae
Gene: Adcy7
Product: adenylate cyclase 7
Exons: 26
Coding region: 505-3801 (1098 amino acids)
Biological process (GO): cAMP biosynthetic process; intracellular signal transduction; adenylate cyclase-inhibiting G protein-coupled receptor signaling pathway
Cellular component (GO): plasma membrane
Molecular function (GO): adenylate cyclase activity
Source: RefSeq, a predicted model, not a curated record
CCGGGCGCCGGGGACCACGUGGGAGAGGUACUCUGGGAACCCGGAGAUGUAGUCUGUCCGCUGACCUAAGGCUGCGGGCGUGGCUCUCUCCAGGACACGGUCUCAGGGGCACGGUCUCGGCUGAGCGCCUCUGGUAACAGAGGUGGAGACGGCUACGGCGGGGACCCUGUGGGGACUUUCCUGGCCUGCGCCUCGAAUAGCCAGGACGACCAGCUGGGGGCGCCCCGGCUCUCGCGGCCGCGGGCGGGCACUGCAGCGCGCCCGGGUGCUCGGCGGCGGCGGCGGCGGCGGCAGAUCUGAGGACCUGGAAGGCCUUAUCAGCUCAGCCUAGACAUCCUGAAGACACCAGUGGCUGGAGCAGGUGCCACAUGCCCAUGGAGACACAGGCCCUAGGUGCCUCUGUCGAGUCCUGCCCGCUAGUCGUGGAGAGCCCAGAGGCCUAGGUCACACACACAAGUGUGAGUGGACAGAUGUGGGGCUCCUGAGCAGGCUUUGGGGAAGAGGAUGCCAGCCAAGGGCCGCUACUUCCUAAAUGAGGGGGACGAAGGCCCCAACCAGGCAGCACUCUAUGAGAAGUACCGUCUCACCAGCCAGCAUGGGCCACUGCUGCUGCUGCUCCUCCUCGUGGCUGGGGCUGCCUGCAUCGCACUCAUCAGCAUCACCUUCAGCCAGGAGGAGCCCCGCAGACACCAGGCUGUCCUAGGCACUGCGUUCUUCAUGCUGACGGUGUUUGUGGCUCUCUAUGUGCUGGUGUACGUUGAAUGCCUGGUGCACCGAUGGCUGCAGGCCUUGGCUCUACUCACCUGGGGCUGCCUCAUGAUGCUAGGCUCCAUGCUGGUGUGGGACUCCUGGAAGAAUGAAGCCUGUGCAUGGGAGCAGGUGCCCUUCUUCCUGUUCAUCGUCUUUGUUGUGUACGUGCUGUUGCCCCUCAGCAUGCGGGCAGCCAUCGCAGUGGGCAUGGUCUCCACUGUGUCCCACCUCCUGGUGUUUGGAGCUGUGACAGGAGCCUUCAAGAUGACCAUGUCUGGCACACAGCUGGGGCUGCAGCUCCUGGCCAAUGCCGUUAUCCUCCUGGGUGGGAACUUCACGGGUGCCUUCCACAAGUACCAGCUGCAGGAUGCUUCACGGGACCUCUUCAUCUACACCGUCAAGUGCAUCCAGAUCCGCCGGAAGCUGCGUGUGGAGAAGCGCCAGCAGGAGAACCUGCUGCUCUCGGUGCUCCCCGCUCACAUCUCCAUGGGCAUGAAGCUGGCUAUCAUCGAACGCCUCAAAGAGGGCAGUGACCGCCGCUACAUGCCUGACAACAACUUCCACAGCCUCCACGUCAAGCGGCACCAGAACGUCAGCAUCUUGUAUGCGGACAUCGUGGGCUUCACCCGGCUGGCCAGUGACUGCUCGCCCAAGGAGCUGGUGGUGGUGCUCAACGAGCUGUUUGGCAAGUUUGACCAGAUCGCCAAGGCCAACGAGUGCAUGCGGAUCAAGAUCCUGGGUGACUGCUAUUACUGUGUGUCAGGCCUGCCUGUGUCGCUGCCCACCCAUGCCCGCAACUGCGUGAAGAUGGGUCUGGACAUAUGUGAGGCCAUUAAGCAGGUUCGUGAGGCCACGGGAGUGGACAUCAGCAUGCGUGUGGGCAUUCACUCCGGGAAUGUGCUGUGCGGUGUCAUCGGGCUCCGCAAGUGGCAGUAUGAUGUGUGGUCCCAUGAUGUGUCCCUGGCCAACAGGAUGGAGGCAGCUGGAGUCCCCGGUCGGGUGCACAUCACGGAGGCGACACUGAACCACCUGGACAAGGCGUACGAGGUGGAGGAUGGACACGGGCAGCAGCGUGACCCCUAUCUGAAAGAGAUGAACAUCCGAACCUACCUGGUGAUCGACCCCCGGAGCCAGCAGCCGCCCCCACCCAGCCAUCACCUCUCCAAGCCCAAGGGGGAUGCGACGCUGAAGAUGAGGGCCUCAGUGCGUGUGACCCGCUACCUGGAGUCCUGGGGGGCAGCGCGGCCCUUCGCACACCUCAACCAUCGGGAGAGUGUGAGCAGCAGCGAGACCCCCAUCUCCAGUGGACGGAGGCCGAAGGCCAUUCCCCUGCGCCGACACCGUACCCCUGACAGAAGUGCAUCUCCCAAGGGGCGCUUGGAGGAUGACUGUGACGAUGAGAUGCUGUCAGCCAUCGAGGGGCUCAGCUCCACCAGGCCCUGCUGCUCCAAGUCCGAUGACUUCCACACCUUUGGUCCCAUCUUCCUGGAGAAGGGCUUUGAGCGUGAGUACCGCCUGGUGCCCAUUCCCCGGGCUCGCUAUGACUUCGCCUGUGCCAGCCUUGUCUUCGUCUGCAUCCUGCUUGUCCACCUUCUAGUGAUGCCCAGGAUGGCAACUCUGGGCAUGUCCUUUGGGCUGGUGGCCUGCCUUUUGGGGCUGGUUCUAAGCUUCUGCUUUGCUACUGAGUUCUCGAGGUGCUUUCCAGGCCGAGGCACACUCUGGGCCAUCUCGGAGAGUGUGGAGACGCAGCCCCUGCUCAGGCUGGCCCUGGUUGUUCUGACUGUUGGUAGCCUAUUGACUGUCGCCAUCAUCAACAUGCCACUGACACUUAAGCCAGACCUAGAGCAUCCUGGAGACAAUGAGACAAGUCCACUGGCUGCAAAGAACAGAGUUGGGACCCCGUGUGAGCUCCUUCCGUACUACACCUGCAGCUGCAUCCUGGGCUUCAUUGCGUGCUCUGUUUUCCUGCGGAUGAGCCUGGAACUGAAGGCCUUGCUGCUGACAGUGGCCUUGGUAGCCUACCUGCUGCUCUUCAACCUCUCCCCAUGCUGGCAUGUUCCAGGCAAUGGCACUGAGACCAACAGUACACACAGGACACUCCUGUCUGCUGCACAAAGCAUGCAAAGCCACGCCCUUGCUCUGGGGGCUCAGGUGAUGGGCCCCUCCCUCAGCAGAUGUUUAGAGCGAGACCUGAAGACCAUGAUCAACUUCUACCUCGUGCUGUUCUAUGCCACCCUCAUCUUGCUGUCUAGACAGAUUGACUACUACUGCCGCUUAGACUGCCUGUGGAAGAAGAAGUUUAAGAAGGAGCACGAGGAGUUUGAAACGAUGGAGAAUGUGAACCGCCUCCUCCUAGAAAAUGUGCUGCCAGCGCAUGUGGCUGCCCACUUCAUUGGUGACAAGGCAGCUGAGGACUGGUACCAUCAGUCUUAUGACUGUGUCUGUGUAAUGUUUGCAUCUGUUCCGGAUUUCAAAGUGUUCUACACUGAGUGCGAUGUCAACAAAGAGGGGUUGGAGUGCCUUCGCCUGUUGAAUGAGAUCAUUGCUGAUUUUGACGAGCUGCUGCUGAAGCCCAAGUUCAGCGGUGUGGAGAAGAUCAAGACCAUUGGCAGCACCUACAUGGCUGCCGCAGGGCUCAGUGUCCCCUCAGGACAUGAGAACCAGGACCUGGAGCGGCAGCACGUGCACAUUGGUGUCUUGGUGGAAUUCAGCAUGGCCCUGAUGAGCAAGCUGGAUGGAAUCAACAGGCACUCCUUCAAUUCCUUCCGCCUCCGAGUUGGCAUAAACCAUGGGCCUGUGAUUGCUGGAGUGAUUGGAGCUCGCAAGCCUCAGUAUGACAUCUGGGGAAACACAGUCAAUGUUGCCAGCCGCAUGGAAAGCACUGGAGAGCUUGGGAAAAUCCAGGUCACAGAAGAGACAUGCACCAUCCUCCAGGGACUAGGCUAUUCUUGUGAGUGCCGAGGGCUGAUCAAUGUUAAAGGCAAAGGGGAGCUGCGGACUUACUUUGUGUGUACAGACACUGCCAAGUUCCAAGGACUCGGGCUGAACUGAGGUGUCUGGUGGUCAGUCUCCUUCCCUGAGGGAGUCAAGAAUGCAGCCCCAUGAUAGCUGCAGAUGGCUGUGUGGCUUCUUUGGACUUGCACUACAGGAUGGCUCUGAACUGUGGGUCAGAUUCUGUUUGAAGCAGCUACUAAGUUGUACACAGAACCUCUUAAGCCUGUGCAGCUCUAAUUUAGCUAGAUAACUGGUCUACUUUAGGCUGUGUUCGCUCCCAGGGUGCUGGGGAAGAGAUCUUAGUCCAUGACCAAGACAGACAUACACUUUGGUGGCCAGUGAAUAGCGUAUACAGGGAGACAAACCCUCUCCUGGUUACAAGAGGCUCAGCCAGGCUGUCUAGUCCGGUUGAAGGCUCCCUUCCUCCCAUCAAUAACCAUCAUGGGAUGCUAAUCUCUCAUAGGCAUUCUGGCAAAUGGAGUUGAAAACAUUGGCAGGUAGUCUCAGUUGAGAAAAACUUCUAAUUGACACUUGUCACUUUUUACCAUCUCCAGCUUACGUUGGAAAUGGACAUGUCAUUAACGGGAAUUUUAUCUUUACUACUGAUUGUUAGAUGCCACACAAGAUCUCCUUUCCAGUAUGUUUUCUUUUCUUAACCACCUGACUACAUGUAAAUAGGACUGUUGUCCAAUGUCAGUUUAGAGUUCAGUUUUUAGCUUGGUUGCAGGCAAAGAGUUCUGAGAAAUGGGGCUCAUUGCAAGAUGCAAGAAGCAACAGAGCUUUGGAUCUGCAAUCAAGCACUUUUGGUGCAAGUCUUCUGGGACAAGGUUCAGGAAGAUCAAACUCUAGAAAUAAUGUAUAACAUGACAGUUCUUUUGUCUGCACUUUAUUUUUUUGGAGACAGAGUCAGCCUAGGUUGGUCUCAUUUUCAACCUUCCUGUUUCAGUCUCCUGGAGCUUCAAUUACUCAUGUACACUACUAUGUCCAGCUUUCUUUCCGUGGGAAAGCCUGUAUAGAGAAGGCUUGGAUAACCUGUGUACCCCUUGUCUUUCCUUCAAUCUUCUGAGCUGACUCUGCAUAGCUUCAAGUACAAUCUACCUGGCGGGAACACGUGUUAAGGACCUUGGCCUGUGAAUUGAGGCCCUUAACAAAUGCCAAGUUGUUCUCAGACAAGUCAAGGCAAAAGCCAGCUUUGUGAGAUGGUGUCUUCCUGUGCUCCAGACCAUUCAAAAUGAGAUGACCAAACAUCCCACUCCUUCUUGGAAAUGACUCCACUGCCACAGAACUUCACCAUAUCAUGGCUCUUAGCUAGCAGUCACCAAGGAACCUCCUGAAGAACAGAAAAUCAUGCAUAGAGGAAUCUGCAAAUGAUGUAAGGGCUGCAGCUAGGGUGCCCGACCAGGGUUUACCUGAGACUUUGGUCCAAGGAUGAGUAGCCAGGGGUGCAGAGGGAGGGAGACAGGACCUUCUGCCUGUACUGUGUCCUGUGGAGCUUUAUCAGCCCAGGGAAGAAGGGCUGAUUCAGUUUGCACAAAGGAAUCUGGUAGUGGCUAGGGCUUCCCAGCAAGGCUCUCCUGGGGAGUUAGGAAAGUUCCUGCUGACGCCACAAUGCAGUUCAGACGAAAGCAGGAAUGAACCUCCCCGAGGCUGACACAUUUCUACUCUUCCAACAGCCAAGUUUCUUUUUCCCGUCUAGCAACUUAGUUCAAGUUUACACUCAUACAUUUUUCUGUAUUUUCAAAUGAAGCACUGUGCUAGGACUAGUUUUAAGUUAUUGUUUAGGUCAUAAGAGUGUAACUGACAAAAAAAAAAAUCACUUGGGAGUUAUGUACACAUACUUCAUUUUUUUUUUUCCAAGUAAUUUCUUCACAGUUGUCUUAUCAUUGGAACUUUUUCCCCCCCAAACCCUUCUGUGGGUCUAGGAUUCAUUUCAGGAUUUCCACUAAGAUGGCCUUUGCUGGUUACAGAUAGUAACACCCAAGUCCUCUGGCUUACUUAAGGACACUUCCUGACAAAAAUUGAUUAUUGCUGUUUACUUUGUGGAUAACAGGUUACUAUGCUGAGCGGGUACAAGCAAAUACCUAAUGGUUUGUUCUUUGUGUACUAUUUACCAGUAACAUUUGUCUCUGUUUUGUUUCAUUUUCAUAAAUCAUCAGUGCCUGGGUCCUUUUUAUAUGUUCGACCAACAACUGAAAAACCUGAAUAUUCUAAAAUGUUUUGAAUUAAAGUAUUUCUAGGUCUUCAGGUGCUGACUCAUGCAAAGUAGAUCACUGGGUGGAGAACUGGUUACAUAUUUGAGACAAGGUCUCACAUAGCCCAGGCUGAAUCUUCCUGUCUCUACUCCUAGAGUGAUAGGAUUACAGACAUGUGCCACAAUAGCCAGUUGUGUGUGUGUUUGCGUAUGUGUGUGCAUGUUCUUGUGUGCUCAGGCUUGCAUGUGUAGAAGACGUUCUUGGGUGUCAGUCCUCAUCUUCUACCUUGAGACACUUUUCUGCUUCUGCUGGAUUCUCUGGUCUCCACCUCCUCUCUUCCUCUAGGAGUGUAGAGAUUAUAGACAUGUACUGCAUCCAGCCUUUCACUUGGGCUCUGGGGACCCAAACUCAGGCUAUCAGGCUUGCACAUGAACUUUAGUCACGGAGCCACCCUCUGCUGCAGCUCACCAUGAUCACAAAUGCUAGCCAAACACUCUACCAAUAGACCUAUACCUCUCAGCCCCUAAACUAUAUUCUCUAUUAAAAUCAGAAUCUAAAAAGACUUUAUAUAAACAUACUUAAGUUGACUUUUUUAUUCUUUUACAAUGAUGGUCUACAAAAAAGUCACUCUGUAAUUUCUGGAGAGAAACAACUUUCCUUUACAGUUCUGUUCCUGCUUAGUAUUAAAUUUCUUUUAAAGUUUUA